Pistacia vera is the source of this 2515-nucleotide messenger RNA. RefSeq lists its product as uncharacterized. The transcript has 5 exons. The record is from RefSeq and is a predicted model, not a curated record. The coding region runs from base 1467 to 2252 and encodes 261 amino acids. NCBI's taxonomy places the organism in Eukaryota, Viridiplantae, Streptophyta, Magnoliopsida, Sapindales, Anacardiaceae.
AGAUAUCAUAUGAAUUUAUGUUACAUUACACAUUCUCUCGAGGGAAACAGAUAAUUUCAUUCAAUGGAACUGGGGGGGGAUUUCUUGUGGCAUCAUUCAAAAUGUAUUUCAGUAGCAAUUUAGAAUAGUUUACCUAUCGGGGCUAUCUCUUCCUUUUCCCCCUUGACACCAUUUCCCACCCACAACCACAACAUAAAUUUGUUAGUACUAACAACAAAUGUAACUGGAAACGCAAAUAUUGAUGUUUUUUUUCAUUCAUUUACUCAGAUUGAAGAUUGUUUUAAUGGCUUCAACUUUUUGCCUCAUAUUAAAUUAAAUUCACUGAAUGCUGUAGCAGGUGACAACUUGAUUUCAGCAUAACUUCCCUUGCUACAACUGACUACGUUAGAAAUUAUAAUUGCAGAAACGUACUACCAAAAUUUGUCUCUGGUAAAAGAUAGGCUACCCAGCACCAUAGAGUACAAAGCAUUUAUGGUGAACAUGUUAAACAAGAGAGAGCCACAAAAUGUUGUCUUACCUCAAUCUUGAUCCAUAACGGAAACUUGAAAGAGUACUGGUGAUUGUAUUGUCAAUCAGGCAUUUACUGCCCAGUAAUCAAGUUAUGACACAUGUAUGGCUAUGGUCUAUGGAGACUUAAUCAUUGAGUAUGAACAAUCCAACAAAGGAUUUUUAAGAUUUUGGACUUGCAAUUUCAAUUAUUGAAUAUGGAUAAAGCAGAUUUCCCUUAUUUCAUUUUUACUCUGUCUCCUUAUCUGCUUCACUUUGAGUUUGGAAUGAUUGUUUUGGACACUAAUAACUUGUAGUUAUUUGGUUUUAUUAUUUCUUCGUGUUUUCUUCAAAUUAAAAUUGCCGACGCAGUACUCGAGCUUUUCCUAUUUAACAUACAACCUAAUGCUCAGAUUAUGAGUUGGAUCAUGUUGUGUAUAAAAUUAAUAUGCUGGCCAUGACUCUAUGGCUGCUAUAACACUGAAUAUUGUUAUAGUUAAAUACGCUGUUGAAUAGUGUGACAUCUCAAUGGGGACAGUGACUUUCCUAUUAUACAAUACUUAUCCGUCUAUUAUAGCUAUACUUUAUUCUGUAUGGACUCAUGAGUAAUAAGAUUUUGUGAGCCGCAGUAUGUACCUAUGAAAUAUAUAUAAAUUUCAUAACCUGGGUUGUAGUGCCACAACUCCUGUGGUGAUAUGAACAUACUCUUUGGAAACAUACUCUUUACUUCUGCAUCCAAGUUUCCUCUACUGUUGUCUUGACUUUGAUUGUGCAUUCCCUGUUUACUGAAUUUCUCAGGCAUCAAAGCUCUCAACAAGACCCAUUUUUCAGCCCCUUCUCAUGUCUCCAGUGUUGAAGAUAGAAUUUCUUUUGUCACUGUUUUCACAAUUUAUAACACCUCACUUGAAACUAAUGUGGAUGGUAGAGCAUCAAACUUGGUUACCAUUGGAAAUGCUUCUUAUAGUAAGACAGAAAGGUCAAUGGCCAUAUUGGAUGUGUUCAUUAACUUCAUUCAAGUGACAAUGGCCCCAAGUGAUGUAAUCAUUCUAACUGAUCCUGCUUCAGAUCUCUCAGUGCACAGAAAAGGGAUCACCAUAUAUCCAAUAGAGGGUGAAUAUUCUCGAGACAAGUUGAUGCUUCAAAGAAUCAGGUCUUACAUUACAUUUCUUGAAAGAAAGCUUCAGGAGCAUUCUCAGGGGCAGAGGCUUAUAAAUCAUUACAUCUUCACUGACUCAGAUAUAGCUGUGGUUGAUGACUUGGGUCAUAUAUUUCAAAACCACCAAAACUUUCAUCUGGCACUAACUUUCAGGAAUCACAAGGAUCAACCUCUGAAUUCUGGAUUUAUAGCUGUCAGAGGCACCCCUGAUGGGAUUUUAAGGGCAAAGGUAUUUCUUCAGGAAAUAUUAAGCAUAUACAGUUCCAAAUACAUGAAUGCUUCCAGAAUGCUUGGUGAUCAGUUAGCUCUUGCUUGGGUUGUAAAGUCUCACCCUUCUUUUGAUACAAGGAGAUUCACCAAAGCACAGGCCUUUGUUGAGGAAAUCGGCGGUGCUUCAGUUCUAUUUUUACCUUGUGCUACAUUCAAUUGGACUCCACCUGAGGGUGCAGGCCAAUUUCACGGCAUGCCCUUGGAUGUUAAGGUUGUUCAUUUUAAGGGUUCAAGGAAACGCCUAAUGCUCGAGUCUUGGAACUUCUUAAGCUCAUCUUCUGACAUUUCAGAUAUGUUGUGUCUCGUCCUGGCAAGUGGAAGAACAAAAUAUGACUUUUGAAUAGAUAUCAUAUGAAUUUAUGUUACAUUACACAUUCUCUCGAGGGAACCAGAUAAUUUCUUUCAAUGGAACUGGGUGGGGAUUUCUUGUGGCAUCAUUCAAAAUGUAUUUCAGUAGCAAUUUAGAAUAGUUUACCUACUGGGGCUAUCUCUACCUUUUCCCCCUUGACACCAUUUCCCACUCACAACCACAACAUAAAUUUGUUAGUACUAACAACAAAUGUAACUGGAAACGCAAAUAUAGAUGUUUUUUUUUUUCAUUCA